Molecule: messenger RNA, 1502 nt
Organism: Sclerotinia trifoliorum
Lineage: Eukaryota; Fungi; Ascomycota; Leotiomycetes; Helotiales; Sclerotiniaceae
Source: the annotation of a GenBank genome assembly
AUAAUCAAGAGGGCUUCAACGCAGGUCUUUGGUUCAAUAGUCGACCUGUACAGAUUCUGGAAUGCUAUUUGUCUAGAUAACGGCCACGCUUCGAAGUAUAGCGGCAGCUGCGUUGGCUCUUAUAUUGACUUAAAAUAUGACCCGCAGUUUGGCAGUAUUUUCUGUAACUAGGAAGAGCCAUGUACAGGAUCUAGAGAUAUAGCGAGGCAAAUAAAACGACAAAAUGGUACGGACGAGAGUAUCACAAACACCAACUGAGUCAUUAGAAGUUUUCACCUCAAAUCAUUCAUUCAUCAGUGAGUGAAUGUGUCUUAACGGCCGAUGGAUCUGAAUUACCACACCAUUUCUGGCAGAACUGCACACUCGAGUUCAAUCAGAAAUUCGAGCGUUAGUACCGCAGCAUGAUAGAUACUGUCUACGAAGCUUCAAUACCAUAAGUCUGGACCGAACACCUUCAAUAGCAUCAAUCUCAUUCAUCAGUUUCAAAAGCAAUCUCAGAAGCAAUCUCAGAAGCAAUCUCACAAGAAUUGUAAGAAGUUUUCUUUUAAUCAUCGAAUCGCUCUGAUGACUUCAGGAUGCUGACCACUUCAAAGCACAACAAACAAAAAUAGUCACGGCAAUCGAGGAGCAAAAUGUUCAUCUAGCUCUGGCAAAUGUUCUUCAUGAGGUCUCGUAAUGUAUGGACGAAGGAAGUGAGGUCAAAAUGUCUGCUUGCGCAGUUGCUUUCUUGGAAAAACUGCAAGAAGCCGAGUCCCACUUGGGAAACAGUUAUUGUACACCUGGUCGAUGAGCCUGAUGGGGUGAUGCAGUGUCCGUCUCCAGGGGCUAAACUUGGCCAUCCAGUUCGUCUCUGUAAUCAUCCACUUGAAACCAGAUCACUGACUUAUUAUCCAGUUCUUCAACCACAGUGUCGGUUGUAACCGAUCAGAAUCGCUUUUUUAUGUUUUCGUCGUUACUAAUUACCAUGGUCGUACUGUACAUCUGUUACCCGACGACGCUCUCGCGCAAAGUAUAAAUGGGAAUUUCAAGUUCCCCCUGAAACUUUUCGGUGGCUGCCAUGACCAUGAGGAGGUUUUAACGAAAAACAUGAAGCAUUUUGGCAUUUGUUCUUUAAUGGCAGGUGCUAAUUGGCGGAGGAUUUCAAAGUUUCGAUGCCUGCGUAGAUUAGCAGGGCUUUUUCUCAUCGUUCCAUACUGGGAGUAGCGUUUUCCAUUUUAGGCAUGUUGGUUUCUCGGAUCGGACAGGGACUCACGAUAUGAAGACAAGGCUGGGCUUAAGAACGGUAUUGCGCAUGCGCAGAGUGAUGAACUGAAUGGGUUUCAAAGAUACUGGCGGCCAGAAGUUACUAAAUAUGAUAUCUAUUGGUCUUCCCUACCGCAACAUAGCAUAUUCUCAUAUAGCCGUGAAGGUUUAUGUCUCGUUUAUAUCUCACACUUCGAGUUCAUCAAAUAUCUUCCAGCAAUAUUAUGCCUUCCUACUAACCUUCGAAUUUAUCCCGUGGG